AUGGAUCUUCGCGAUGUUCAUAACCUCCUGGCUUCUUUAAAUCAUGAGAACAGAGGAGGCAAGCCCGACGAAGAUAGCACGGUGGCGUUGCUGUCUGAGUUUUGUAAGACGGUCGGGAAUUCAGCGGCCGUGUCAGUGAACAACCCGUCCAGUUUAGUUGACGCGGGUCAAAAUGUCCAACACGCGCUUGUUGAGAGUGAGACGAAGGACAUUUUGCUUGGACCAUUUCAAGGAAGUGACUCCGUCAUGGAAGAAUAUCCCCGGAGGGCAGAUGCAAAGAAGGACAUCAUUGAAGCGUUGCAGUUGACGAUGAAAGCUGAAAGUGCAACGAUGCACGAUGCGUAUCGAGAUGACAUGAUGCGUUCGCUCGCCUACAACAAGAAAGACCCGCUUCUCCAGUACUUUGAAUCCAAUUCGGAGACAUGCAAAGAGGAGUGA
Molecule: messenger RNA, 438 nt
Organism: Phytophthora infestans T30-4
Lineage: Eukaryota; Oomycota; Peronosporomycetes; Peronosporales; Peronosporaceae
Exons: 3
Coding region: 1-438 (145 amino acids)
Source: RefSeq, a predicted model, not a curated record